Molecule: messenger RNA, 405 nt
Organism: Punctularia strigosozonata HHB-11173 SS5
Lineage: Eukaryota; Fungi; Basidiomycota; Agaricomycetes; Corticiales; Punctulariaceae
Exons: 3
Coding region: 1-405 (134 amino acids)
Source: RefSeq, a predicted model, not a curated record
AUGUCCGCGUCAUCUACCCCCAACGACUCGCCCGUGCCUAUGCACCAGCCCAACAAGGCGGCCCACGUCGCAGUUCCUCAAGCACCGCUUGGCAACGCCACCAACGGACUUCAAGUCCCUGGUAUGGGUGCCAAGGCCCUCCUCGCGAAGAAGAUGGCCAAAAACGGCAAUCCCACAUACGUCUCGCCGACAGACAACAUGCUCACCCCCUGCACUCAAAAGAUCAGCGCAGCGAAGAAGAAGCAUUUCAUGAAGGGUUCGAAACCCGUAAACCUCUUCACACCUCAGUCGCCUGCGACUCAAGAAGACGCCGCGAAUGACGAUGAGGGUACGGACUUGUGCCCGGUCUCGAACGAGAACAAACCGACAUCGAUGCCCGUGGACGACGACGAGAACCCGUUCUGA